Styela clava is the source of this 867-nucleotide messenger RNA. NCBI's taxonomy places the organism in Eukaryota, Metazoa, Chordata, Ascidiacea, Stolidobranchia, Styelidae. The record is from RefSeq and is a predicted model, not a curated record.
UGGUUCGCAAACCACAACAUGACAUCAUAAUAAUUCGGUUAUUUAAUUAUAAUGCGUAGAUUAGGCCUAAAAUUAUAAUUAUUCGUAGUGAGGUAUGAUUAAAGUUUUCCGAAGCGAAGAUGAAGAUACCAGAGGUAUUCUGAUAGCAGAUGGUUUCUUCAAUUGGGAUUUAGCUGAAAGUAUGAUAAUAGAUGGAAAUUAUAACUUCGGAAGAACGUAUGAAUGUGCUCGUCGAUAUAAAAAACAUAUGACUUCAGUAGGACAGGAAUGGGAUUCUAUUGAUAGUUUAUGUAGGAGUAAAUUUCUUGGAUUUCCCUACUCUACCAAGUCAAUUGAAACAUUCGAUGACGAUGGUACGACCCGCGGAAAAAGAAUAGUAAAAUUUGUUGACAUGAAGGUAAAUCCAGAAGGAUUUCGCGUCGUUAUCGUAGAAAAUGAAUUCCCGUAUGCUUUAACUCCAGAUAUUAGACAUUUCAUCAUUUGGAGCUGCAAAGACAUAUCGUUAGAAGAAUAUCUUGAACAAGUUGAAAAAGAGUUUCCGCGCAAUAAAUUUGACAUCAUAAUUUUUGAAAACCCAAGUGAACGAAAAAGUGUUAACGGAGUAUCUCAUGCACAAGUUUUUGUACGAGACAAGACGGGUGUGUCAGGGGCGUGAUCUAAGGACAAAAUACAUUUUCCUCCGCAUAGUGAAUCUAGAUCUACAUGGACACGAACAAAGCGAUUAAAGAUGAUGAUUUUAGCCAAAUUUAGUGAGUUGGAACUGAUAACGAUGCAUAAAAAAGAAACAAUUUAAAUAUAUUUUUGUGCUUGUAUAUUUUUGUCUCUUUGAAAGUAAACAAAUUUGUAAAGAAAAUAAUACGAUGUUUA